UUGCUCAAGCCAGCGGGUUUCAAGCCCCACGUGACCCCCCCCCCCGCCCAGGGGCAGCGUGAAGGCAGGAUAGCUGCCGGAAAACAGCGCCGUCGGCGGAGCGAUGCAGGUGCCCAGCGCCGCGGCGCCAGGCGCUGCGCCCGCGCGUCCCGAGUGGCUUUGCCAGAAGGCCCCUCCGGAUGCUCGCCAGCGCCCGGCGGAGCUCCGCGAGAUCGCGGACCUCGUCGCCCGCGAGAUCUCCAGCGCGAGCACGGGCAGCGGCGUCGUCAGCGGUGCCUGCAGCAGCGCGGGGCCCGACCGCUCCGACGCCGAGGAGGGCCUCGCCCUGUGGGAGCCGUGGCCGGUGGAGCACGCCGCCCAGACCCCCUCGCGUCGGGGAAAAAGCACGACGGAAGGCUUCGCCCCGCUGGAGCCCUGGCCGCUGGGGCCCGCCGGUCUGGCCCAGCGCCUCGGCCUCGAGGUGGACGGCGGCAGCCGCGUCGCCGGCGACGACGACUGCAGCGACAGCGCCGCCUGGGAGCCCUGGCGCGCGCUCGCGGAGCAAGAAGUGUCGGCGGACGCCAGCGAGAUGGCGAGGUGGCGCGAGCGCCGGGCGAGGCGGAAGGCGAACCGGGGUGCCCUUGUGGGUGUCGGCUGGCGCUCUUUCCGCAGUCAGUCUCACGAGCAUUCGGUGCUGUGCAGCAGCGACUGCAGGGUGGGAGCCGGCGUCAGGGCGGCUUGGCACUCGCUCUGACCGGGGGCGGCCCUGGGUCAUGCUUUUGGCUGGAGGCCAGGAACAGGCGCACUUCACUUUUGGGCACCGCUUUUCGGUGCCCCGUUUUUUGCCGACCGAUUCUGCUGGUCAGUAUUUUCUUCUCGUCCUCCUCGCAUGGCAACUAGUGCACGAGUGCUCUCUUUUGGAAGGGUGCGCGCGCUUCUGGUCCCCAAGGCGUGCGGUCAAUCUUCUUGGAGUUCUGGGCUCGCGCGCCCUGGCGCUCCUGCGCGAUUACCUCCUCCCUCCUUCCAUGCCCACUGCAACCGCGAAUGGCCUGCCUCUCCCGCUUCUCUUCU
Messenger RNA from Prorocentrum cordatum, 1050 nucleotides. The record is from the annotation of a GenBank genome assembly. NCBI's taxonomy places the organism in Eukaryota, Dinophyceae, Prorocentrales, Prorocentraceae.